GACGGGAGUCUCCCCGUCAACUCUGGCCAGUCCCAGUGUCCCAGGCCGGGGUCUCCCCUCCCAGUCUGUGUUGGACGGGGGCGCUGAGGCGGUGGCCGGGCCCUGUCUGAGGAAGAGGGUGGGGCAUGGACUAAUGCUGACCAAUAAGAGAGAAGGAAGCUACGAUUGGCGGCGAUGAGCACUAAUAGGAGAUCGUCUUUACCUUGCGGAGUGCCGCCCCUCUUCUCUCCCUCCUCCCGCCUCCUUCCUUUGGGGGGAAGGCGGGGCCAGAGGCCUGAAGUGUGGGGAGAACUUGGGCUCCGCUCUGCUAUAUGAAAUAUGGGAGACGACAGACCGUUUGUGUGCAAUGCCCCGGGCUGUGGACAGAGAUUUACAAACGAGGACCACCUGGCAGUUCAUAAACACAAGCAUGAGAUGACAUUGAAAUUUGGCCCAGCCCGAACUGACUCAGUCAUCAUUGCAGAUCAAACUCCUACUCCAACUAGAUUCCUAAAGAACUGUGAGGAGGUGGGGCUCUUCAAUGAACUAGCUAGCUCCUUUGAACAUGAAUUCAAGAAAGCUACAGAUGAGGAUGAAAAAAAGGCUGCUGCCGGGCCCCUCGACAUGUCUUUGCCUUCCACACCAGACAUCAAAAUCAAAGAAGAGGAGCCAGUGGAGGUAGACUCAUCCCCACCUGACAGCCCUGCCUCCAGCCCCUGCUCCCCGCCACUCAAGGACAAGGAGGUUGCCCCAAAGCCUGUUGUGAUCUCUACCCCGACGCCCACCAUCGUACGUCCUGGCUCUCUGCCUCUCCAUUUGGGCUAUGAUCCACUUCACCCAACCCUUCCCUCUCCAACCUCUGUCAUCACACAGGCUCCACCGUCCAACAGGCAGCUGGGGUCUCCCACUGGCUCCCUGCCUCUCGUCAUGCAUCUUGCUAAUGGACAGACCAUGCCUGUGCUGCCAGGGCCUCCGGUACAGAUGCCUUCUGUUAUAUCGCUGGCCAGGCCUGUGUCUAUGGUACCCAACAUUCCUGGUAUCCCUGGCCCACCAGUUAACAGCAGUGGUUCCAUUUCUCCCUCUGGCCACCCGAUGCCAUCAGAAGCCAAGAUGAGACUAAAAGCCACCCUAACCCACCAAGUCUCCUCAAUCAAUGGUGGUUGUGGAAUGGUGGUGGGUACUGCCAGCACCAUGGUGACGGCCCGUCCUGAGCAGAGCCAGAUCCUCAUCCAACACCCUGAUGCCCCGUCCCCUGCCCAGCCACAGGUCUCACCGGCCCAGCCCACCCCUAGCACAGGAGGGCGCCGGCGGCGCACAGUGGAUGAAGAUCCAGACGAGCGGAGGCAGCGCUUCCUGGAGCGCAACCGGGCUGCAGCCUCUCGCUGCCGUCAAAAGCGGAAGUUAUGGGUGUCCUCCCUAGAGAAGAAGGCAGAGGAACUCACUUCUCAGAACAUUCAGCUGAGUAAUGAAGUCACGUUACUACGCAAUGAAGUGGCUCAGUUGAAACAGCUGCUGUUAGCUCAUAAAGACUGCCCAGUCACUGCACUACAGAAAAAGACCCAAGGCUAUUUAGAAAGCCCCAAGGAAAGCUCCGAGCCGACGGGUUCUCCAGCCCCUGUGAUUCAGCACAGCUCAGCAACAGCACCUAGCAAUGGCCUCAGCGUUCGCUCUGCAGCGGAAGCCGUGGCCACCUCAGUCCUCACUCAGAUGGCCAGCCAAAGGACAGAACUGAGCAUGCCCAUACAGUCGCAUGUGAUCAUGACCCCACAGUCCCAGUCUGCGGGCAGAUGAUGCCUCCCCCGGUGGAGAGGUCCCCAGCCAGAGCUCGCCCGUCCGAGAGCCAAGAGAGAUGUCAUCUUAUCCCCUCCCAUCUGCUUUGGACAUGGCAGCAUGGGGGAAAAAUUGUGUGUUGUGAGUAAUGGACAGAUGCGGGGCUUUUCUCUUCAGCCACAUGGUUGUGUACGUUGACACCUGUACUAGGAGCCUCCCAACCCGAGCCACAUAGAUCAUCCCCCAAGGGGGGUUUCUGAUGUCCCCACAGCCAAAGGCCUUUCCACAUGGUCCGAACAAUCACCCCUGCCCAUGCACGUAUACCUGUCUCUUUUAACACUAACCCUUGCACCUUUAGGUUUUGGGUUUCUCAGUUCCCUCUCUUCCCACUAAGCCGUAACUGUUCCCUUCUUGUUCCUCAGCAGCAUGUGCCACUUCCUGCUCAGUAGAGGGAGCAAGAAUUGAUGGCAUAUCACCUGCUGACCCAUCCCCAGCUCCCCCACCCCCCAUGGACUCAGGACUUUGUCUCCCAGUAGCUGCUUAUUUAUCUCUUUUUCUCCUUCCAAAAUCCUAGUCAAAACAUUGCCUUACAGUGAAUGUAAGGUUACCUUUGAUGUGUGAAAUAGCAAUAUGUUCCAGCUCUUCCAUAAACUUUAGUCCUUCUCCCUACCUUCCACCAGAAAAACCAAAACAACAAAAAAAGUAAAAAGAAACAAAACCCCAAGACUUCCAGUCCUUUUUCAUCUAUUUCCAGAGGGUACCUCAUUUUGUCUCUUGAGUGUCCCCAGUCUAGUGGUGGGGUCUUUUCCGCCUCCUACUAAGCCUUGGCGACCUCAUCUUGUGUGUGGCCUUAUUAGGUAUCGCUUGGUAGUGAAAAGGGAAAGAGCCUGGGAUCUGACUGGCUGACCCCUCCCUUCCCCACUCCAUCCUUCAGCCUAACCAUCAAGGCAGGCGGAACAAUGUAGUUUAUAAACUCAUUCCAUCACGUUACUGGAUUGAUUCUUUUAAGUUUUAUAAGAGUUUACUGACCAAAGCAUACAUAUUCCUUUUGGUCACCUGUCCGCUCUUGCCUCUCCCUCUUCAUUCCCGUCUCCAUCACUGCCCCUCUCUCUCUCAUCCAUAACUAGUUCAGAUGCAGCUCUCUGGAAGCUGUCAUGUAGGGGACUCCUGUGCUCCGUCACUCUAACCCCCAUCUCUCAGCCUCACACAUCUGUCUUUUCCGAGCUAGGGUUUUAUAUUCACAAAUGUCACACACCUUCUGUAUCUACCUUCUCUUUCAUCAGGCCCCCAGCCUAGCCACGAGGUCUCUGGUUCUGCAGCAUUUCUUCAGCUUUUUUCUGCUCUCUGCCCCCUAGAUGCAGUGCUUCUUCAUAGUCCAAACCCCAGGACUCUGAGGCAUCAGAGCAAUUUUCUGAGUGGGUUUUCUUGAGUAUAAGGUUCGAUGGAGGGAGGCUGGAGAGGGAGAGGCACUAAUCUCAGCAGAAGAGCCCUGCUACGUGGGAAGGGUCUGGCCUACAUGGGAAAUUGGUGCCUAUUGCUCUCAGCCAUUUUUACUUUGAAGAGUCAGGUUACAGUGGGAGAAAUUCAUCCCUCUUGUCCCUCUUUCUUCCCCAUGAAGACUUCUCAUCUUCCUUUGGCUCUGACCUAUGCAAUUUCUAACAGGGCCAUAGGAAGCAAUCCAAAGCCAGGGACCUGUGGCUAGAUAUGUCAGCUUUAAUAUCCCUUCAAGUAUGAAACCUUUCCAAUUGUCCCAGAGCCACCUUCUGCCAUCUGCCGAAUCCACGAAUGUCCUUUCCUCCAUCUCUCCUACCUCCAUCUUAAAUAUACAUACAGAAUAACUCCCAGCUUCCUUUCUUAUUUUGUCUUCCAAAAUUGACUGUCAUAGAGGAAUAAGGAAAUGUUCUAAGCUACAAGAUUCCCGUCUUCUCAGAGUGAUAAACUGGUAAGCCAGUCAGAUAACAUGUUCUACUGCAUUUGUUUUUAAUUUCCCCUCCUGCUUUUCAGAGCCGGUGCUGAACAAGCCACACCUGGUGAAGAGAAAGGAGAGAAAACAUGGUUUUCUCAUCCUCUGCCACCCGGGAGCCAACAGGAACAGCCCCUGAGGUGACUCAGACUAGCAAAUGGCAUGGCAGAUGGUCAGGAUGCAGGUUACCACCUCCAGGGACUCCACUUGCCUUUAAAAAUUCACAGCCAUAACUUGUGCUCAGGACUUUUUCUUUAGACGGCCGCUCCCUGGGCUUUUCUCCUGCUUUAGUUUUAUUUCAUUUUUUAUUAUCUUGAUUUCCCACUAGCAGCCUUGCCCUUAAGCUUGACUGAGUUUAUGGCUCCUAAGGAGCCUUCAUAAGACCCUUCACUAUUUUUCUUCCCCCUUCAGUCAAGUGUUUUUCAAGUUAAGAAUCAGUGGUCACUACACACAUGCCCUGCCUAACUGCUUGCUUUGGAGGAGGUUUGAGUCCUGCCAGUCUGUCCUGUGUAGAAUGGCUCAUUUAUGUAGAAGGUCUUAUUUAGCUUCUGAGCCCCCGGGUCUAAUUCUUGAGUCCUUGUUUCAUUUUCAUCAGUGGGAAGUUAGUACUGGGGGCCUAAUGAGGGACAUUGGCAGAACCUUCAUAGUAAAGCAGCAGUCACAUGAGGAAAGGGCAGGACAGAACCCCACAGACAGCUUUUUAGUUGAUCCUCAAUCUCACUAAGAAGGCAGAGCAACUGCUGACCCUGAAGCCUCUCUCAUGGUCAAGGAGGAUUUCACUCACCUUGUUAUUGCUGCCAGCUGUGUGGCCGCUCUCCCUUGUUCUUUGCUUCCAGACUCAUCUGGACCAGAACCAGACAUCAUGGAGGGUGUCACUCAGCCCUUUGUAAGGACCAUGGCCUUUCUAGGGACUUAAGGGAAGACACUUUCUGAAAGGAGCUGGGAGUGUGGAACCUUGGGGCUUUUCCAAGUGAACACAGGACUCAGGCCUCUCACCUCACUCCAAAGACACAGCUGCUAGAUACCCAAAGCCGUAGAGAACGGGGCCAGGAGCACCAGGUCAUCGGAUCUGUGGACUCUCUGCCCCAGUCCCUUAAAAGAAAGCUUGCUGAGAGUUCAAAAAUCUGAGAAAGCCUCCCCCACUACUAAGGGAGACUAAAAAGAGUAGGACUUCCUUUACUUUUUCUUCUAAAUCUGGCUUCCUUCAGCCUCCACUCCUCUGCUCGGCCCUAAGCACUAGACCAUAUACUCAUGAUGGUGGUAAAGAGGAGAUGACCUAACCGAGCCUCACUUUGCUGCUUUCCCUCUGCCUAUCGUUUUUGGCUCCUUUCCUAAUUCACUGCCCUCCAGCACCGCGCAUCCUGGUAGAUGGGGUGCUUAAUCAUAACCGUCUACAGCCUGAACUACCGCCACGCAGACAUCAGGAUAUUCCUCCUGUGGUUUCUGAGGCUCCCCUGCUCCACACUGAGAGGCUCCUUUAAAGGUGCUAGCCCUAAGACAGCUCCCUCCCAAAAAAAAAGUUCUCCCUUUCUUUCAUAACUUCCUUCCCAUCCCGAAAUCAUUAUUUUUCAUUAAUAUUGUACAUUGUAUACACAGGAAGGAAAUGUAUUUUUUUUAUUUCAUAACCAGUCUGUUUAGAAUCCAAUCCUCCUAGCUGUAUCACAUAUGCCUUUGUUGAUAUGCUCUUUCUGCUUUCUUUAGACUAUUGUUUGAUGGGCGGAGGGAGGAACAAGACAGGUCAACCUCCCACGACCCUAAACAUCCACUCAGAGGACAGAACUUAUUUCUCAGUUUCUGUUUACAACACACAGAUGUGCACACAGACGUAAAUCCCCGCCUCCCCCACCCCCCAGGGUGCUGACCCAGCAGGAAUGAGCAUCAUUCCCACCCUCUGUACCGGUUCACUCAUCGCUCUGUGGGGUAAAAUCCUACUCCAGAAUGAGAAAAGGCUGGGGAGAGUAGGGAAGGUUAAGGCAGCUUAUGUAUGUCUUUUGUAGACGCAGUUUUUAUUGUAGUUGCUGGGGGGGUGGGUUGUUUGUUUUUUACUGAUGGCUGGUAGCACAGAUAUCUGACCAGCACUAGCUGCUGGUGAGUGACAUUUUAGCUGUAAAACAUGGCUACGAGCACUAGUUUCAUUGACUCUCCCUUGGGCAGUGGUUCUCAGAACGGGGUCCAGCAGCAGCAGCAUCUGGGAACUUGUUAGAAAUGCACAUUUAGGCCCCUCCCCUGACCUAUUGAAUCGGACACUCGGGAUGGGCUCUGACAAGCACUCCAGGUGAUUCUAAUGCACACUAAAGUUUAAGAACCAUCACCUUAGGGGCAGCUGGGAAAUUGCAGGGUGUCGAGGAUAUUUUAAGUACCAUCCUCUGCCUUCGCACUAACAUAUUUUUCCAUUUCCUCCAGCCCCUCCCUCUACUCCCAUUAAAACAACAACCACAUCAUUCAUCUCAAAAUCUAGGUUUGUCUUUGUCCUACUUCUCCCUACAACUUGUCCUGCAUCUGUCUGGACAAGAGUUGUCCCAUAUUCCCUUGCAGACUGGUCACUCCAUGUUUUGUUACAGGAAGGACCAGCUGGAGUCUUAGCUGCCCUGUGUACACACACACACACACACACACACACCCCUACCUUUCAGGCAGGGAGAUGAGCCUCCAGCCCCAACAGUGGAGGCUGCAGCCUCCUGACAUAGUAUCUGUUGAAAAGAAAGCAGUGUGUAUCUAUGGUUAUAUCUCUGCUCAUCUGUAUAUCUUUGACAUGUAGCAAAACCCCUCCAUCUCAUGAAGGAACUCCAUUGUGGUCUGGGUUUCCCCAGCCCCCAGCGGUAGCCUUUGACAGGUGGGAGGCUGCAGUGCUACAGGCUAUUUUGUUACAAAACCAUCUUCUCCUUUCCCCUCCAUCCAAGUCAGCAUGACCCCUGUGAGCAGGCUCUCACAAACCCCCGGGACGGGGCUGAGGCAGAGGCUUCGCUCUAUUCUCCCUAACCGUCCCUUCUGCCUUCCCCCUCGCCACUUAGCAGUUAUCCCCCAGCCAUGCCUUCUCCCUCUCCCUUGCCAUGACAUAUAUUGUGCCUUAUUUAUGCUGCAAAUAUAACAUUAAACUAUCAAGAGAACCACUGUUAUGUCUGAUGCUUCAGUCCUCUGAUCUACAAGUCCCAUUGUCCACUCUUUCUGGGAACUCAUUGAGUUUUCAUGUCUAUGAUCUUCCCACGCUCCCAUUUCCUAGGACAGAAGGAGCCAGGAUUCUUAUCCCUCCUUUUUAUGCAGUGAAGACAUAGUCUAGAGGAGGCGGGUGGUUUAUAUAAAUUACAUAACACAACAGAAGGCACAGGGACCAAGGCUCAGAUGUGUGUACUGCCCUCGGGACAGGGCCCUCGGCAUCAUGGGAGCACUCACUGGAGGACUUGUGUGCUUUGUGUGGAUGGGACGGUGUUUGAAGGCAAGUGGCCUCUUACCUUUCAGUGUUUUCUUCCCAACCCCUCCCAACAAUUAAAAAAAAAACAACCAUAAGCCCAACCCUCAGGAAGUUUCCAACAUGACUGGGGAAUGCACACAGGCUGAAAGAGAAGCUUUCUCUGAUUCUAUGAGAUCUAUGGGUAUGGGGGGAAGUUGGUUAGAAGCAGGUAAGAGAGUUCCCAAGAUACACAGGUAAUGCUUAGGAACCAUAUGGAGUAAGGAGGUGCAGGACAGUCACUAGUAAUUUCUCGCAUCUGCGGAUUCCUGAUAAUUACAAGUGAGGAGAGUGAGCCAGGCUGAAGGACUUGACCAGGCACUAGCAGGUUUCCCAGUAGGUGAGAAAUGAUCUAAGAAGCUGUUUGUGGCUGAUGUUCGGUAUAAUUGACACAAAUAGGGAGACUGAAUCUCCCUAGGAGAGUGGGAAAGGCAGUGGUGAUCUUCAUUGUGUUGUGGUCAGGAGCACAUGGAGACCCAGAGAAGGGGAAGAAAGGAAGUUACUGGAAGCCAAAUAUUAAAGCCAAGAUGAAGAGGUUUGAGACUCUGAAGGCAGGGCAGUUUCCCAUGUUAGCAGAACUCAUUCAUUCCAACUACCAACCAAAGGAGAGACCACUCACCUCCAUCCUGAACAAAGGAAGCCCUUUCUCAGUGCAGCCUCAGCUCAGAUACAGUUGUAAUUGGUGAUUAGAGAAAUAGUAGGGAGGGAAGCAUCCGGGUGGUAAACAUUAAGUGCCUACUCUAUGCUAGAUGGAAUGCUAGAUGCUGUGGAUCACUUGCUAUUUCCAACAACCUUUUGAUAACAGGAGCAGUUGCCUCAUUUUAUUGAAGAUGAACUGAGGUUUAGGUUAAGACACUUGCCCGAGGCACACAGUGUAGUGCAAGAGCUGGGAUUAAAACUGAGUUCUGUCUGACCCGAGCCCCUCUCCACAGUGCCCCACCCCCUGCUCCUCUGGACUUCUGUCAGGUGAGAACAGACAAGGACCUCACUGUGAGGCAGGAUCCAUUUGCCACAGAAGAACCAUCUAUCUAUGGUCUUGAUGCUUCCUUUUAAGAAAUGGUGAAACUAUAAGAUGCAAUGAGUGUCAGGUCUGUGCUUGAGACCAGCCACGAGACAUAGCGUACAGAGGGUUCCUGCUAGCUUACGCUGCACUAAUAGAAACGUGGUAUCUAGAACAUCCAAAUCAAAACCUGCUCUAAUCUCCCUACCCAGAGAACGAAUUGGUUUGUAGAUGCCUUACUUUAAAGGGAGGGGACACGCUUCCUCUUGAACAAAAAAAGAGAGUGGAAGAAUGUAAUCUGCCUUCACACCCGCGAAAGGCUUGCACGAAUGAAAGAAACGAGAUGUUCUGUGAGACUUAAUGAAGCAAACUAAGACCCCUGGGUGGAGGCCACAAGGAGACAGAAAGCAGCGUGGCGCAAGGAUAAAUCUGUGUGA
Messenger RNA from Rhinolophus ferrumequinum (greater horseshoe bat), 8594 nucleotides. It is a transcript of the gene ATF7, whose product is annotated as activating transcription factor 7. Gene Ontology annotation, molecular function: DNA-binding transcription factor activity, RNA polymerase II-specific; cAMP response element binding. Gene Ontology annotation, biological process: regulation of transcription by RNA polymerase II. Bases 319 to 1770 code for a protein of 483 amino acids. Lineage: Eukaryota; Metazoa; Chordata; Mammalia; Chiroptera; Rhinolophidae. The transcript is spliced from 12 exons. The record is from RefSeq and is a predicted model, not a curated record.